Molecule: messenger RNA, 1449 nt
Organism: Prorocentrum cordatum
Lineage: Eukaryota; Dinophyceae; Prorocentrales; Prorocentraceae
Source: the annotation of a GenBank genome assembly
AGUAAAGGGGACGGCCAGGGCAGGACAGCCGCCACGUCGCAAAGGUCCUCGAUGUGUUUCAGGAUCAGGCGUUCCACUACAUGGUGAUGGAAGCGUACACCGGUGGAGACCUCACAACCUUGGGCAGAAGGGCAGCAAGCAGCGGCGUCAGCCUGAGUGAGCGCUGGUGGCGUGGCCUUUUCAAGCAGUGCUUGGAGGGCCUGGCUCACCUGCACAGCAGAGGCUUUAUCCACUGCGACGUGAAGGAAUCCAACGUAGUCGUGGCCAGCAGCAGCUCGUAUGCGGCACCGCGGCCAGUGCUGGUGGACAUGGGGCUGUGCGUGCCGUUCGAUGACACCGCGGGUGAGGGCGGCACCAUAGGCUACAUGCCUCCAGAGGUGUUCACCGAGCGCAGGUGGUACCCCAACGGCGACACUUUCAGUCUCGGCAUCGUGAUCUUCCAAAUGGCGAUCGGGCAGGUCCCAGACGCCACGCGAAAGGUGCCGGGCGUGCUGUACGGGACUACUGGAUGUCCGCUGGGUCGCUGCGGCGAGCUGCGCCCCGGCGCGUGGGCUGCCGCGCAUCAGCCGCUGCCGUGGGACCGGUUCCCCCGCAGCUGGCCGGAGCUGUGCGCCCUUGCCGGCCUGAUGACGGAGCGCGACCGUGCGCGGCGCCCGCGGCCGGCGCAGGCCCUCCGCCACGCCUGGUUCGCCUCUGACAGCGACGCCGCGCUGCCGGCGGCGAGCCUGCAGGGGCUGCUGGGCGCUGGCGCCAGCGGCUCCGCCGAGGAGGCCCCCUCGCCCGCGGGAGGCCCGUGGAAACCGGGCGCCGUGCUGCCGGAACCCAGGAUGGCGCCGCCGCGCGGCCCGCCGAAGUGCUCCGACGGUCGGCCCCCUGCCAGGCCCACAUGGCCCCGUCGGCUGCCACCGCCAGUGUCGGUGCCACCAGGGCUACAUGCCACUGCUUGUGCAGGAGGCGCCGCUCGGGCAGCCGGCGCCCCGCGCGGGGCCGGCGCCCCGCGCGGGGCCGACGCCCCGCGCGGGGACGCGCGGGGCGGCGGGUAGGGCCAGCGCCGCCCCGAAGGAGAAGGAUCUUGCUCUUGGGGCGCUGUGGGGGCCUUCUGGGCUUCGGGGGUGCCCUUUCGUCGCCUCUCCCCCCCUACUUUCCUCGUCGUGCUGUGCUGCCCCUCCUGGCUCCUCCUCCCCUCCUUUCUCUCUUCUCUUCCUGGGACAUGCUCGGCACCCGAUCCGCCUCGGCCUGGCAGUCGCCGCGCUGAGGGGGGCCGUCAAUUCGGGCGUCCGAAGGACAGGGGCGCGCCAGUGGCCACCAGUAGGGUAGCACCCCGGUCGCCCAGCGGCCGUCUUUUGCACUGGUUUGCGUGACACGAGCUAAUGCGAGGACACGCGCUCCUCACCUUCCAACCUCACGCUCUCUCACAGUCACGAGGGAGCCUUGGCGCGUGGAGGCAAA